AUGGACACUGAUGAUCUGUUCAAUUCGUUGGAUGAAACGCCCGACGAACACGCGGCAAGGAGCUCGUCAACAAAGCGGGAUCGACCACACGGCAACGAUGAUGAAGAGAAACCCGAGAAGCUCUCUCGAAUUGCUGAUAAGACAAAGAACAGCGGCGAUCAAUCGUUAGCUUCGUUGGACGAUGGACCAAAACCCACCCCCAAUGAGCAACUCACAGAUCUUCUACAAGAUGGCCUCGAUGAAAGACAUUUGAAUGCCUCAGCAAAGGUGGAUCUGGACGAGCUCUUCGACUCGUUAGACCAGACGCCCGAUGAGCAUGCGACAAGGAAUCCAAUGCAAAAUCUGGAAUCACAAAAAUUCGGUGUGACGAGGAAUUACGCCGAUGAACUGCUGGCUUCGUUGGAUGAUGGGCCACAAGUCGUGCCCGAUGACCAAAACCUAAACCUUUUGCAAAAUGACAUCUACGAUGAGAGGUCCACCAAUCACCAAUCCUAUCAGCAAUCGAUUCAAGUUCACCUCAUUGAAACGCAAAACGAAAAUUGCUUCCAUGAAGUAGCUGUGCCACCAAAUAUUCGGUACGAGCCAUUGCGGAUGAUGAACGUCGAACCAGCAAAAACGUAUCCGUUUCAAUUAGACGCCUUUCAAAAAGAGGCCAUUCAAUGCAUCGAGAAUAAUCAAUCGGUGCUUGUCUCGGCUCACACAUCAGCAGGAAAGACGGUCGUCGCUUUGUAUGCAAUAGCACAAAGUCUUCGUGAGAAACAAAGAGUCAUCUACACGUCUCCAAUCAAAGCCUUAUCGAAUCAAAAGUUUCGAGAGCUUGAAGAAGAGUUUAAAGAUGUCGGAUUGAUGACAGGAGAUGUGACGUUGAAUCCGGAUGCUUCUUGCUUGGUGAUGACAACAGAAAUUCUACGAUCUAUGCUUUACAAAGGAUCCGAGGUGGCUCGUGAAGUUGGUUGGGUUGUGUUCGACGAGAUUCACUACAUGAGGGAUAAAGAACGCGGUGUCGUUUGGGAAGAGGCGAUCAUCAUGCUGCAACACAAUAUCAACUGCGUUUUUCUCUCGGCCACCAUUCCAAAUGCUCGACAAUUCGCUGAAUGGAUUGCGUUUUUGAAGCACAAACCGGUGCACGUCGUGUACACAGACUAUCGGCCGACUCCGUUAAUGCAUUUAAUCUACCCAGCUGGUGGCGAGGGACUUUACGAAGUGGUGAACACAAAGGGAGAAUUCCGUGAAGAUCGUUUCCAAGCGGCCAUGGCUUGCAUUGAAUCGACGGGAGACAAGGGAAAGCCAGAAAGAGGCAAGAAAGGAGGAGUAAAAGCUGGAGCCGAGUCGAAUGUGAACAAAAUUGUGCGUUCGCUGAGGGAGCGGGACCUCGUGCCGUGCAUCGUUUUUUCCUUUUCGCGCAAAGAAUGUGAAGCCUACGCUUUAGCUCUGAAAGAUAUGGAUUUCAACGACGCGACUGAAAAGCAUGCUAUCAAUGAGAUUUACAAGAACGCUCGCGAUCUGCUAUCAGAUGAAGAUAAGAAGCUACCACAAAUCGGACAAAUGCUCCCUCUACUCUUGAGGGGAAUCGGUGUCCAUCACUCGGGUCUGCUGCCGCUCAUUAAGGAGAUUGUCGAAAUUCUCUUCGGUGAAGGACUUUUGAAGGUGCUCUUUGCGACAGAAACAUUCUCGAUGGGGCUUAACAUGCCGGCGAGAACCGUUGUCUUCACAUCAGGCCGGAAAUUUGAUGGAAAAGAUUUUCGAUGGCUCACUUCUGGAGAGUAUAUUCAAAUGUCGGGACGAGCUGGCCGACGUGGCUUGGAUAAACAAGGUCACGUGAUUAUGAUGAUUGAUCAACAAAUGACUACUGAAAGUGCUCGACAAAUUAUCAAGGGAGCGACCGAUCCACUGAAUUCUCAAUUUCGGCUGACUUAUAACAUGGUGUUGAAUUUGUUGCGCGUUGAGGGAGUGAACCCGGAGUUCAUGCUCGAACGAAGCUUCUAUCAAUUCCAGAAUAACGCCAACAUUCCAAUUUUGCUACAAAAGUUUGAAACCGCCACAAGAGAGCUCGAGGGCAUGCACGUCGAAAAGGAGAGCUUGAUCGGCGGCUUUUUCGAAUUGGAGAAUUCAAUAAACAAGCUGAAGGAAGAAUGCAGGGCAACGGUGAUGCAAGCAAAGCAUAUUGUUCCUUAUCUACACGCUGGACGGUUAAUGCAUAUAAAAGCUCGAGGGCACGAUUUUGGUUGGGGCCCCAUGAUCAAUUUUCAUCGAAAGAUCAACCCUGAGGACAAGAGUCAAAUGAUUUUUGUGAUUGAGGUUUUCUUGUGCAUCUCCCCAGAGUCGCUCACCUACAUCGACAAUGUUUCCAUGUUGCGACCACCAACUCCAGGCGAAAAGGGUUGUUGGGAAGUCCUGCCGAUGACCAUUGACUGCAUCCACAAUAUGUCAGCUGUGCGGGUGCAACUGCCAAAGGAAUUGAAGCACGAAUUGGAAAAGACGACUGUGGAAAAGAUUGUCAGGGAAUGCGAGAAAAGAUUCUGCGGAGAGUUGCCCAAUUUGGAUCCGAUUCGUGACAUGAAAAUUGACGAUCCGAAAUUGAAGUCAAAUCUCGAGAAGCUGAAGACUUUGGAUAGCCGUUAUGAUUCGCACGAGUUGAGAUGUCGAAAGGAUUUUGAUGAGCUUUGUGCACAAUGGAAAGCAAAGGACGCGAAAAGAACCGAGGUGAACAAUUGCCGCAAGGAGCUGAAGAAAGCGAAGGAUUUGCUGCAAUCUGAAGAGCUUGGCCAUAGAAAACGUGUGCUACGAAGGCUUCAAUAUUGUGAUCAAGGAGAUAUCGUGCUUGAUAAGGGUCGCGUUGCUUGUGAGAUCUCCGCUUCCGAUGAGCUAUUGUUGACGGAGAUGAUGUUUGCUGGUGUGUUCGCUUCGUUGACCGCCGAAGAAAUUGCCUCACUUCUUUCGUGCUUUGUCUUUCAGGAAAAAGCCCCAGUACCAAAGAUGGCGGAAAACUUGUCGGGAUGCUUGCGCCAGAUCCAGGAACACGCUCGCAGAAUUGCCAAGGUCUCAAAUGAGUGCAAGAUCGAAGUGGACGAGGAUCUGUAUGUGGACUCGUUCAAGCCCGGUUUGAUGGAGGUUGUUCACGAAUGGGCACUCGGGAAAUCAUUCAAGGAUGUGGUGGAGAAAACGGACGUUUUUGAAGGAUCGAUUAUCCGGUGCUUGCGUCGUUUGGAGGAGGCGACUCGUGAGGUGACAGCCGCCGCGCAGAAUAUGGGAAAUCUUGAACUCGCCGAGAAGUUCGCAUUGGCCCGAUCUUUGAUCAAGAGGGAUAUCGUCUUCGCCGCCUCGCUCUACCUA
Messenger RNA from Mesorhabditis belari, 3333 nucleotides. The record is from the annotation of a GenBank genome assembly. Lineage: Eukaryota; Metazoa; Nematoda; Chromadorea; Rhabditida; Rhabditidae.